Eimeria mitis is the source of this 300-nucleotide messenger RNA. RefSeq lists its product as uncharacterized. The transcript has 2 exons. The coding region runs from base 1 to 300 and encodes 99 amino acids. NCBI's taxonomy places the organism in Eukaryota, Apicomplexa, Conoidasida, Eucoccidiorida, Eimeriidae. The record is from RefSeq and is a predicted model, not a curated record.
AUGUCCGACACGAGCGAUGAUGACGUUCCUUUGAAGCAAAGAGUGGCAAAGAAGAAGGCGUCACCGAAGAAGAAGCCUGCAGUGAAGGAGAAAGCGCCGAAGGCUCCGAAGAAAAAGGAGCCAACAAAACCCAAGGCGUCACCGAAGGCAAAGGCAGCUCCUCGGGCGCCUCGCAAGAAAGCGCAGGCCGACGGAAAUGCGGAAGAGGAGGAGAAUCUGCUGCCUAACGACGCGCGGAAGUAUUUCAAACAGGGACAGAAAUUCAUCACCCCCCCAAAUGUGAGGCAGAACAAUUUCUAA